Molecule: messenger RNA, 1058 nt
Organism: Penaeus vannamei (Pacific white shrimp)
Lineage: Eukaryota; Metazoa; Arthropoda; Malacostraca; Decapoda; Penaeidae
Source: RefSeq, a predicted model, not a curated record
GGACGCCCACGAUGUCUUACGAGGAGCUGAGCAAGAUCAUCGACUUCCGGGCGCUGCCUGAGCCGGGAGAUCGGUUCGGCUUGGAGAAGGUCAUCGCCACGGGGACUUACGGGGAGAUCUACGAGGCCGUCGACAAGGAGAAUGACAACAAAAGGGUCGCCAUCAAGGUCAUUGACAACAUCAAGGAGAACCUGGAGGAGGUCGAGGAGGAGUACAGAGUCCUGGCGGAGCUCAGCCUUCAUGAGAAUUUUCCUGUGUUCUACGGCGCCUUCGUCAAGAGGGCGGGCAGCCUGGAGUCGCACCAGAUGUGGCUCGUGAUGGAGCUCCUUACCCACGGCACCGUCUCAGAUCUUGCGGCCGCCUACAAGAACAAGGAGGAGAGAAUGCCGGAGGAGGUCAUUGCCUACAUCUUGAGGGAGGUCAUCAAGGCGGUGCAGCAUCUCCACGCAGGUCACGUGAUCCACAGAGACAUCAAAGGCAUGAACAUCCUCAUCACCGAGGAAGGGAAAGUCAAGCUGGUGGAUUUCGGGCAGUGCGGUCACCUGGACAACACGAUGGGGAAGCGGUGCACUGCCGUCGGGACCCCCUUCUGGAUGGCCCCUGAGGUCAUCGAGUGUGAACAGAAAGCCGAUGUCGACUAUGAUAACCGCGUGCGAUGUCUGGUCACCUCGCAAUCACGGCCAUCGAGCUCGGGACGCGGCGACCCCCCCUACGCGGACCUCCACCCCGUCCGCGCCCUCUUCCAGAUCAUCCGCAACCCGCCGCCGCAGCUCCGGAGGGUCUCGGACUGGACUCAGGACUUCGUGGACUUCAUCUCCGAGUGGGUGGACGGCGCUUAUUUUAGUGAAGAACCGGACCACCGACCUGUCAUGCUGGAGGUCCUUGAGCAUCCUUUCAUCCAGGGAGUCCGGAGGAUGACACGGGCGAGAAAAGUUCUCAUAUCAGAUCAAAUCUCAAAAACAUCAAUUCGUCGUGAGAGAACGAAAUCAAGACUAAGAAAUCAAGAGACAAGAAAUCAAGACAGAAAUCAAGACUUAGAAAUCAAGAAGACAUCUUAG